AUGCCAGUGGCGAGUCCUAUGCUAUCACCGUCUGACCACACAGGAAAACAUGUCGUGCUCUUCUUUCAUCCCCUUGACUUCACCUUUGUGUGGCCCAUGGAGGCAACUGCUUUCGGCGACAGGGCAGAAAAAUUUAAGACACCUAACUGCCAGGUGAUCGGCACUUCUGUGGAUUCUCACUUUUGUCAUCUGGCACAGAUCGACACACCCAAGGGACAAGGAGAACUGGGGCCUAGGAACGUUCCCUUGGCGUCCGAUCCCAAGCGCACCAUUGCUCGGGGUUGUGGGGUCUUCAAGGCUGAUGAAGGCAUCUCAUUCAGGGGCCUCUUUAUCGCUGAUGAGGGCGACCUUCCUGUUGGCCGCUCCGCAGAGGAAGCUCUGAGACUCGUGCAGGCCUUCCACUUCACUGCCCAACGUGGAGAAGCGUGCCCAGCUGGGCAGAACCUGGCAGUGUGCCAUCAAGCCUGA
Molecule: messenger RNA, 468 nt
Organism: Octodon degus (degu)
Lineage: Eukaryota; Metazoa; Chordata; Mammalia; Rodentia; Octodontidae
Product: peroxiredoxin-1-like
Exons: 1
Coding region: 1-468 (155 amino acids)
Biological process (GO): cellular response to stress; removal of superoxide radicals; hydrogen peroxide catabolic process
Cellular component (GO): cytosol
Molecular function (GO): thioredoxin peroxidase activity
Source: RefSeq, a predicted model, not a curated record